GUCUAUGACAAGGAACUCCUUUUGUCCGGCAAAAGUUCCGCUGUGAACGAAAAAGGAGAAAAGGAACCAAGGUGAUCAGACAUCUUCCGUGCUGACACGAACUCUGCAAGUCAUCUCGAUUCUCGAUUUUAAGAUGGUCGAACUAUCGAGCCGGUGCCUUGCUUUCGCCGAAGGAGUGGUGACCAUAAUAUGCCCAAUGCUUCUCACUCUUUCACUCAAGAAGGACCAGGAGCCUGUCCUUCCAGUGCACAUCCUCGCCGUCGCCGGUGCCACCGUAGUAACCGGCAUUUGCCCCUUGCUGGCAUGCUGCAUCUCCAAGACCGAGAGAUGCCGUACGGUUGGUGCAAGAUGGCCAUCGGUGACAAGGGGAUUCGCCGCAACCAUCUCCUCCACUUGCCUCCUCGUCCUCGCCUGCUGGAUCGCACUCCGUCUCGUCUCCAAAAACUUCGUGAUGUUCGCUGGGUACGUGUCGGGGGUUGGGCUGUUGCUUAGAGCAUUCUCCUACUGGACUUGUAGCACCGCCACCGAACAAGCACUACUUCCGGAGAUGAAUGGAGAUGCCCGCGUUGCAAAGGAGAAAGAAGCAAAAGAGCUUCGAUCUAUGGUCGACAAGUCACAUGAGCUCUUGUCCGGUGUCACCGGGAUACUGUUCUUGGGGUUGGGAGGUCUGGCGUUGGAAGGCCUACUGAGUACACGCAACGGCGCAGGGGAUGCUCUGAAAGUGCACAUGACGAUCGGCCAUUUGAUAUGCGCUUUUGGAGUAACCCUGAUGUUCUUCCCGAUGAUUCCUCCUCGUGCAGCUGCAAUGAAGAUCUGCAUGGUGUAUGUCAGCGACGUCACCGUGGCUGUUGGUACCGCCGCACAAUUGGGGACCAUCAUGUUCAAGCUCAUGGGGAGAAAAGGCUUCGGGUUCUUGGCCUUUCCUUUUAUAAUUUUGCUUCAACUCAUAUACACGGUCAAGAUCAAGCCGUGGAGAGCUGCUGCACAUGAAAAUGGAGGGAAGCACCCAACCGUUUCUCCUCCCGAACCCAUGGGCGGAAACCAAGGUGAAAAUGAAGGGAGCCACCCAACUGCUUCUCCUCCUAGGCCCAACGAUGGCGACAAAAAAGUUGAAAAUGGAAGGAAGCACCCAACUACUUCUCCUCGUGGACCCGUCGAUGGCGGCAAGCAAGGUGAAAAUGGAAGGAAGAACCCAGCCGCUUCUCCUCCUGGACCCAUCGAUCAAGGCAGCGACGGCGACAGCCAAGGUGAAGAGUUUAAACUUGCGCCGAUGGGACUGACAAAAGUUACCUUGACCGGAUUCUUGGCUGUGUCGGUAAAAGCCAUCAGCGAUGGCUCGCCAAGCGAGUGGACCGUCUGGUUCCUACUGUUCGCGGCGGCGGGCAUUGCUUCCGGCGUAUCGUGGAGGCUCCUGACCCACAACAAGAGCAAAGUGGGAGGGAAACCUGCCGUCGAAGAAGCUGCCAACGUUGCCUCCUUCUGCACGCAUCUCUGCGUCGCGGUCGCCACAGUUCUGUUCGCGGUGAUGGCCUUUAAAGCGGGAUCUGCCAAGGAGUGUGCGCAUGUGUCUCAAGCGACGUUUGUGCAGCUCAACAGCACUCAUGACAUGCAGAGGGUGAAGGAUAUCUGCAGAUGUAUUUCCUAG
Molecule: messenger RNA, 1645 nt
Organism: Lolium rigidum
Lineage: Eukaryota; Viridiplantae; Streptophyta; Magnoliopsida; Poales; Poaceae
Exons: 3
Coding region: 134-1645 (503 amino acids)
Source: RefSeq, a predicted model, not a curated record